AUGAUGAUGGGCAGCGCCCGCGUGGCCGAGCUGCUGCUGCUCCACGGCGCGGACCCCAACUGCGCGGAUCCCGCCACCCUCACCCGACCUGUGCACGACGCCGCCCGGGAGGGGUUCCUGGACACGCUGGUGGUGCUGCACCGAGCCGGGGCGCGGCUGGAUGUGCGCGAUGCCUGGGGCCGCCUGCCCGUGGACCUGGCUGAGGAGCGGGGCCACCGCGACAUAGUCCGGUACCUUCGCGCAGCCACGGGGGGCACCGGCAGUGGUAGCCACACCGGUACAGACGGUGCAGAAGGUGUCGCAGACAGCCGGACUUAAAGAAUCAUUGAGAUCUGAAGACACCUCAAUAUGGUUUUGAUCUUCCGUCACCCAAGAGAAAUAACCCCAUCCCACCCAACUCUUCCCUGCUUUCUUAGUUGCCAUAUAUCAAAUAGCGCUUUUUAAAUCUGCCUUCCCCUUCCCCUAAAUUUACAUUUGU
Puma concolor (puma) is the source of this 478-nucleotide messenger RNA. The record is from RefSeq and is a predicted model, not a curated record. NCBI's taxonomy places the organism in Eukaryota, Metazoa, Chordata, Mammalia, Carnivora, Felidae.